CAGGCAGCCUCGCGUUUCCGGGAUGCUCUCGCACUGCCUGCGCACGUUUCCGGGUUUCUGCCGCAAUCCGGUUUCUGGAGCUUCGCACUCGGGGCUCCGCGGCUAACGCAGUGACUUGUUUGCGGUCUUUCGAGUCAGCGCCGAGAGUGCCCCCCAUAUGCCGGAGAGGUAGACCUGAGUGACCCCCCCUACUCCGCCCCUCCACACUACGCUGGCGAACGCACUGUACCCCGCGCACUGGCUCCUCCAGCUCGGCUCUCGCCUUCACGUUCUGCCGCCGAGCCCCGCCGCCCGUUCUCUUAGCCGCCUCGGCGUGCCCGCGGCCGGCAGCACUACGCUCUCUUUGGUGCCUUGGGCCGCCGACUCGCCUCCCUCUGCGGCUUCCCGUGUGGCCAGGGACCCCGCGCCGCGGGGCCAGUUCGCCCGCUUGCCCGCGAUGCCCGGCCCGGCGCCAGGCAGCAAGGCUCGGGUGUACGCCGAUGUGAACACGCUGAAGAGCCGGGAGUACUGGGACUACGAGGCGCACGUCCCGAACUGGAGUAAUCAAGAUAACUAUCAGUUAGUACGGAAGCUGGGCAGAGGUAAAUACAGCGAAGUCUUUGAGUCCAUCAAUAUCACCAACAAUGAGAAGGUGGUGGUGAAGAUCCUCAAGCCAGUUAAAAAAAAGAAGAUAAAGAGAGAGAUUAAAAUUUUGGAAAAUCUAAGAGGAGGCACUAAUAUUAUAAAGCUGGUGGACACGGUGAAGGACCCGGUGUCUAGGACCCCAGCUCUGGUCUUUGAGUACAUUAACAAUACAGACUUCAAGGAGCUCUACCAGAAGUUGACAGACUAUGAUAUACGCUUCUAUAUGUAUGAGCUGCUGAAGGCUCUUGACUACUGUCACAGUAUGGGCAUCAUGCAUCGCGAUGUCAAACCUCACAAUGUAAUGAUCGAUCACCAGAUGAGGAAGCUGCGACUUAUUGAUUGGGGCCUGGCAGAGUUCUACCAUCCAGCACAGGAGUACAAUGUCCGUGUGGCAUCUCGUUACUUCAAGGGGCCGGAGCUUUUGGUUGAUUACCAGAUGUAUGAUUACAGCCUAGAUAUGUGGAGCUUGGGCUGCAUGCUGGCUAGCAUGAUCUUUCAGAAGGAGCCAUUUUUUCAUGGCCAGGAUAAUUACGACCAACUGGUCCGAAUUGCUAAGGUCCUGGGAACAGAUGAGCUUUUUGGAUACUUAAGGAAGUACCACAUAGAACUAGACCCUCGCUUCAAAGACCUCUUGGGGCAGCAAACAAGGAAGCGCUGGGAACAGUUCAUUCAGUCAGAGAACCAGCACCUGGUGACGCCAGAGGCACUGGACCUCCUGGACAAGCUGCUCCGGUAUGACCAUCAACAGAGGCUCACUGCCAAAGAGGCCAUGGAGCACUCAUACUUCUUUCCAGUAUUGAAGGAGUCUCAGUCCAAUGUCGAUAACAAUCUUGUGUCCAGCGGACCCACAGCUGCCCGGUGAGAAUGCAGGGCUUGAGUCUGUUACCUCACAACCUCCCUUCUGUGGCAGAAAUGCAACCGGACAAAAGCACCAAUUGACAUGACAAAAGAAAGGAUGACUUGUGUAUUUCACAGCAUGGGCUCUGACUGAAGCAUCAAUGGACCUCCUCAAUUGAGCCUGAUUGCUGUGGGUCCAGAAGUCGACCCCUGCCCUCUGAGUUCAUUUUUGAUGCAAAGGAAAGAAUCGCAUGGAGAAUGAAAUGCAAAGAAAUGACUUUUGACAAAGAUCCCCUCCUGCCUCAACUCCCAUCCGCUGUCCUGUCCUGUUCAGGUCCUGCUCAGCUGUUCCACCGAACGCUCUUCACAUCGUUUCAGCGUCUCUGUUGGCGCACUAUGGUGGACUGUUUUUUUUU
Polypterus senegalus (gray bichir) is the source of this 1877-nucleotide messenger RNA. RefSeq names its product casein kinase 2, alpha prime polypeptide b (gene csnk2a2b). Gene Ontology annotation, biological process: protein phosphorylation; regulation of chromosome separation. The coding region runs from base 437 to 1486 and encodes 349 amino acids. Gene Ontology annotation, molecular function: protein serine/threonine kinase activity; ATP binding. The record is from RefSeq and is a predicted model, not a curated record. The transcript is spliced from 12 exons. NCBI's taxonomy places the organism in Eukaryota, Metazoa, Chordata, Cladistia, Polypteriformes, Polypteridae. Gene Ontology annotation, cellular component: protein kinase CK2 complex; cytosol; nucleus.